This is a messenger RNA of Ficedula albicollis (Collared flycatcher), 4737 nucleotides long. RefSeq names its product tRNA methyltransferase 11 homolog (gene TRMT11). Gene Ontology annotation, molecular function: nucleic acid binding. The record is from RefSeq and is a predicted model, not a curated record. Gene Ontology annotation, cellular component: cytoplasm. Lineage: Eukaryota; Metazoa; Chordata; Aves; Passeriformes; Muscicapidae. The transcript is spliced from 13 exons. The coding region runs from base 19 to 1404 and encodes 461 amino acids. Gene Ontology annotation, biological process: methylation.
GGCGGGCGAUGGCCGGACAUGGCGCUGGCGGCCCCGGCGCUGCGGCGCUAUUUGCUGCUGCUGGCGCAGGAGCACCUCGAGUUCCGCCUGCCGGAAAUAACAUCGUUGCUCUCUCUUUAUGGUGGACAGUUCUGUGGUGAGCAGGAAAUUCGUGUAAAUUCUCCCUUUUGGAUUCUCAAUAUUCCUUCAGAAGAGAUGGCAAGGGGACUGAUGAAGCGGACAGUAUGUGCAAAGUCUAUAUUUGAGCUGUGGGGCCAUGGAGGAUCAGCAGGGGAGCUCUAUGCAUCUUUGAAGAACUAUCCAACAGACAAGAUGCUUCCAUAUCUACAGUCAGACUCUACUUACAAAGUACAUAUUCAUACAUUUAAUAAAACACUGACCCAAGCACAGAAAAUAAAAAAGAUUGAUGCCCUUGAAUUUCUGCCAUUCAAAGGAAAAGUGAAUUUAAAGAAUCCAGAACACAUCUUUUGGAUUUUGGAAGAUUAUGGAAUGAACCCAAAUGAUGUUCCAGAAGAGCCCAUUCAUCUGUAUUUUGGUAGAUGGAUUGCAGAUGGCCAAAGAGAACUCAUUGAAUCCUACAGUGUAAAGAAGAGACAUUUUAUUGGAAAUACGAGCAUGGAUGCCUGCCUCUCUUUCAUCAUGGCAAACCAUGGGAGAGUAAAACCCAAUGACAUUGUAUAUGAUCCAUUUGUUGGAACAGGUGGCCUUCUAAUCUCCUCAGCACAUUUUGGGGCAUAUGUGUGUGGUACUGAUAUAGAUUACAACACAAUCCAUGGAUUAGGAAAGGCAAGCAGAAAGAACCAGAAAUGGAGAGGGCCAGAUGAAAAUAUCAGAGCUAAUCUCCGACAGUAUGGUUUAGAGAAAUACUACCUCGAUGCACUCGUUGCUGAUUCUUCAAGACCAAUAUGGAGAAAAGGGAUGUUGUUUGAUGCAAUCAUUACAGACCCACCAUAUGGUAUCAGAGAAGCUCCUCGCAGAAUGGGAUCACAAAAGGAAACAGUUAAGUCAGUUGAAAGAAGUGCAGAAAAUCACUUCUUCGUUUCAUCCAGUUACCAUCUGAGUGACAUCUUUUUUGACCUCUUGAAGUUUGGGGCAGAGUAUCUGGUGAUGGGAGGAAGAUUGGUGUACUGGCUGCCCAUAUACAGGCCUGAAUACACAGAAGAGAUCAUUCCCCGCCAUCCAUGCCUGAAACUUAUUAGCAACUGCGAGCAGAUGCUUUCCAGCCACACAUCAAGGCGCCUCAUAACCAUGGAAAAGGUGAAAGAAUUCAAGGAUCAAGAUGAGAAAUCUUACUUGCUGGAUGGUCAGUAUAUGCCGUACAGGGGACACAAUUCUUUCCGUGAGAAGUAUUUCAGUGGUGUGACAAAGAGGAUUGCCAAGGAAGAAAAGGACAAUCAGAAGUAAAAUAUUAUAUAAACAGAUAAAAAAAUGACAAAAGAAUGAAGACCAUGUUUCUUUGUAAGAACAUCUGGAUAUGAAUAUUCAUUUGGAUGCUUCAGAAAAAUAAAUACUGCUUUUAAUUUUAAAGCAAGAUGAAACCCACAACCCAGGUUGGGAGCAGUUCUUUUUAAUUAGCUUUGUUUAUGGCAGAUUUUAUUGUACGAGUUGAGUCUUAUUUAAUUUAUCUUUGUACUUUCAAGUGCUAAUGAUGAUUGACUAAAACCAUUAUUAUUGUUCUUUCACCAUUAACGUUUACAAGAAAGUAGUCAUAUUAUUUGGCUUCUUAAACUGUGAACAUCUGGCUGUUUUAAAAACACGUGGUGGUGAUCAAGGAUUGCUGAUUAAGAAGAUAAUUUCCAUUUGUUUUGGUUUUUUUGUAAAUGGUGUACAAUAAACCAAGGUUGGCGUGAGGUUUUUUUAAUUGUUGCAUGCAGUAAUUGCUCAUAUGAAUUCCACUUGCUCUGGCUGAGGUCACAAGUGUUUAAAACAAACAACAAACAUAAAGAAACAACUGGGCUCAUGCACACCCUGCAAAAAGAAAAGCCUCUGUGACCUGACAAACUCUGGAGAGCUUAUUAAACCCUGUGAAGCCUGUCCACAUCUGAAGCUCAUCUGUACCUUGGAUUUGCUUUUGCAUUCCUAAACCUUGACUCUUGGUCAAGCCAACUGUCUGCAAUUUUUGGUUCAGAAAUCGAUAGUUAAACCAGUAACAACAACAGCAUAAAAUCAGUAAUGGUUCCCUAAUGGUAUUAAGCCUAAUCAAAUCUUUGAAACCAAAGCUAUAUUUGUUAAAGGGCAAACUUUGCUGAAUCCACACCACGUCCAUCAUGAAAAUACCUCAUUUGAAAACCACUAAGCCCAUUAAUUCAGGAUGUUAAUGGCUCUUCUCAUUUUGGUGGUCAAAUAUGGUCACAUAUUCCUCUUGGUCUGCAUUCACCAAGCAGGGCCUUGGUAAAUGCAUCUGUGCUCUAGCCAGAGGAACCCUGCUUCUCAGUUUGCUCCAGGUCACUGACUGUGGUCGUGUUAAUGUCUUUGGAGAUCAUAAUUUUUAAGUGCCUCUCCAAGGAAGGCACAGGUCAUUGUGUGUAUCUCAUAGAGUUCGUUAACUGAAUUUGCUCUUCUGUGUAUUGUGGCCCUCAGCUGCAGCAGGAAAGCUUACAAACUCAAUGACAACAUAGUUUGGCCUUCUGGCUCUAAUCUGUGGUGUGUUAAAAAGUUCUGAAAUUGUGAUUUAUUUUCUGUGUUUCCAUUAUAAAUCACUUUGUUUUGACACUUUUAAUGUCAGCCGUAUAAUAGUUGUUCUGGACUCAACUUGGAGCAAGUUCAAAGCUCAGAAAAUUUUUCAAAAGCAGAAUUUGAAUUGAUCAUUUUCAAAUAUUACAUCAAAAACAUACUACUUCUGAAAACCUGUCUGCAUUUCAGCAUUACAAUUUGGCAUUCAGCUUUUAUUACUUAACAAAUUACAAUUAAUUUCCAUUCUUCAUAGGCAAGGGAUUUUUCUAGAUGUAUUUAUUAUACAUUUAUAACUCCAUUUUCCUGAAAGUUACCUUACACAUGAUCUAAGUGGUUAUACAAGAGGUGAGGUAGUGGCACGUUUGGCUCUGCCUAUUCAAUGAAAAUUAUUUAGUUCAUUUCUCCUUUGCCUUGUCCAAUUUCUAGUCCCUUCAGCAGUGGUGGUGUGGCUUUAGUUUAGCAGCCCAUACAUACUAGCUCUGUCAUUUCUGAAGGAUACCGUUUUGAACAGAAACUGUCAGUGUAUUUGGGGUACUGCAUCAACACUGGCUAAUCAGAAAUCCUUCAGAAUUGAAAUCAGAUGUUCAGUCUCUGCUGAUCCCCAACUUUAAAGCUGUCCCUUGGAAAUGCUCCUCAUCUUUAAAUUUCUCCUUGCUUAGUGUGCACGCUCCAGCCUAUUGUGCGUGCAGACUUCCAGAGCACAGGCGUUUAUAGAUCUAGAGCUGUGACACAGUCCUGGCGCUCUCCCUGGCGCAGGGCUGCUGGGCAGCUGAGUUAUCCUUUCGGCAGGGUUUGGCCGUCGGUGGCCGCGGCUUCUGGCACUUCCCUUCCCUCUGGUUCCAUUCAGUCUCUUUCCGUGAGGUUCCAGCUUCCUGUCCCUGGCGGGGAGCGUCAGUUCAUGAGCCCGCGCUGAACUCAUGCCGUUGUCAUUCUCUCCUUUGGGGUGGUUUGUGCCAUUUGCCAGUUUUUAAAAAUAAAUGUUAUUUUUGGAGUACUGUGUUGUGCUGCGGCAAAUUGGAUGGAGGGAGGAGCUGAAAGCGGCUGCGAGGUUGUACGGGCAGAAUGCGUCUCUUUGCUAUAGAGAGCAAUUGGUUGAGGCAACAAAGAGAAAGAGCCCCCUCUUUUUACAGGGUCCCUUUACCUGGUGGUGGUGUUCUGGCUGCAAGCCUCCAACAUAUCCAUGGGAAGACAAAGGGGAAAUGUAGUGAAAAUAGAUUUUCUGUGCAUUUACUGUGUACCCUACCUGCCAUCUCUCUCUAAUCCAUUUUAUAAUUCAUGGCCAAUGUGACCGAGUUUAACAGAAGGUCAAGGUUUGAUGAUGUCUUACAGAUAACGGAGCUACACUUUUGUUCAAAUAGGCAGAGGGAGUGAAGAAAAAGACAAUCUCUUCCAAGGAAAAAGCUGUAGUAUUAAGUUCAACUCUCGUUAAAUAUCAGAGAACCCACAUGGAAACAAGACUUGGACAAAAGCUACAACCAAUUUUUUUUGUUUCUGCUACUACAACCAGUGCUGGCUCUGCUGCUUCUUGAUCUUCUCAUUAGAACAAAGAGACAUGCAAAAAAGCUUUCUUAGUAGGAACACAAGGGUCUUGGCUGAACUUCCCACUUCUACUGAAGCUGUGAGGCAAACUCACAGAAACUCAGACUCAGUAGUUUCUCCUUAUCACUGAGAGGAGUCAAGCAGAUGUGUCAGCUUGGUGAACUUCCCAAAGACAGUGCAGCUCUCCCUGUAAACCAUCCUAAGAAACUGGUGUCUGUUAAUGGGAUGACAUCUCCCUUCCAGUAGAGAGGCAAUGUACCCUCACUGGACAUGGGCUUUCCAACAGCAACUCUUGAUGGUUGGUUUUGGUGGACCCUUUAUUCCUCUCUUCCUGUUCUAGAGGCCUUAAAGGCUGUGGUGGAAGUCUUUAACAGUUCAGUGUCUCUUUCUAUUAGACUCAGCUUUGUGACUUAACAAGGUCACACAUGUUCAUACGCACCGGAGCUGCCAGAAGGCAGUCAAAUUUUUGUGAGUUCUCAGUCAAGGCUCACCUGUCCAAAAUUACUGAAAAUUGGUGCUAGGAAG